Molecule: messenger RNA, 1526 nt
Organism: Pyrus x bretschneideri (Chinese white pear)
Lineage: Eukaryota; Viridiplantae; Streptophyta; Magnoliopsida; Rosales; Rosaceae
Product: F-box/kelch-repeat protein At3g06240-like
Exons: 1
Coding region: 52-1119 (355 amino acids)
Molecular function (GO): protein binding
Source: RefSeq, a predicted model, not a curated record
UAUACCCAAAAGCCCUUUACAAAAGAAGCGAUAGAAGCAAGCUGUCAAAAUAUGGCCUUUCCUGCGAACCUGAUGCUCCACAUUCUCUCCAGAUUGCCCGUCAAAUCUCUGGUUCGAUUCGCCUCGGUGCGGAAAGCAUGGGAUGCUCUGAUCAGGGACUCCCAUUUCAUUUCUCAGCACCUCCGUCUCAACAUUUCGAAAACCGGAUGCCUUGUAAAAUAUCGUUCACAAAUUACUCGUAAGCAUGUCAUUUCUCUGCUGCUUUUAGAUGGUUAUGUGUUAUCAGAUUUGGAGAUACCAUCUGUGAUGGAUUCCAAUCACUUGAAAUUCGUGGGAUCUUGCAAUGGCUUACUUUGUUUAGCUCAUGAUACUUUUGCUAAUCUUGGGUCGCCCAUAAUUUUGUGGAAUCCUGCCAUGGCGGAAUUUAGGGUCCUCCCAGACAGUCUUAUCGGUAGUGCCAAUAUACAUAAUGCGCGGGUCUCCGGUGUUGCUCUUGGAUUCGGGUACCACCCGCUUAUUGAUGACUAUAAGUUGGUGAGGAUUGUCUCUUUGUCUCGCUCGAAAACACCUUGCAUCCGCGCUGAGGUGUAUUCACUGAAAACGAACUAUUGGCUGGAGAUUGAUACGUUUUACUUCGACAUUUAUGAACCUUCGUGCACUGCUGUGAAUGGUUUCCUUUAUUGGAUUGCAUACGGCAGGGUUGAGUCCGAACUGAUCUUAUCGUUUGACAUGCGUAAUGAGGCGUUUGGGCAGUUACAGUUGCCGGAUUUAAACGUUUUUGGAAGUCCAAUGUGCAAAAAACUCGCGGCUUCGAAGGAGUCUCUUUAUUUGAUGGCUUAUACUUUCAGUGGAAGGCAAAAGGAGUUUUAUGUGUGGCAAAUGGUUGAGCAGAAUGCUGAGGUGUUAUGGAAAAUGGAAUGCACAAUUGGACCCCUGCUCGGAGUUGAGAGGCCGCUCGGCUGCAGUUUAUAUGGCGAAAUAUACAUCGAAAGUAGCAGAGGCGAGCUGGUUUUGUAUGAUCCAACUACUCAGGAAACCAAAAACGUUCCAACUCGUGGCCUUCGUUUUUCCUUAGAAGUCCAUUUUUAUGUGGAGAGCCUAGUUUCGACUAAUGGAUAAGGUGAAAGUCGUACAAGAGACUAAGAAGAAGACCGCGUAGUUCUGGUUCUGCUGCUGUGUAUCGAAAACAGUGUCUGAAGUUGUACAAGAGGCCGACGAAGUCUAGUCCUCCUGUGACUCGUAAUUUGAAGUUGAACAAGUGGCUAACGAAGUUAUCGCAUUUAGUUCGUGCCGUCACUCUAUGCUGAAAACAAGUGCAGAAAUGCUUGGGAAAUUGCAGCACUCUUAGAUGCCAUGUCUUUAUGUUCUAUGAAAUGCUGAGGUUUGUUUAGGUAUGUUAAUGUUGAUGAUGUUAUUACCAGAGUGAGUCAUACUGGUUGGGACAUAAGAUUUCGGAUUUCUUGUUGCAAGGUGGUAGUUGAUGAUAUUGGAAUGCAUUUGCUCUAAAAAGCGCUUUCAAUCAUCUA